AUGUCCUCUUCCACGCUAACCAGGAUCAAUCCAAGACUUCAGCGUCUGGCGGAUAUUCUGGCGCAAGCACAGUCAUAUGAAGCGUCCGAGCAGAGUUCAUCCUUGCCGGAAUCAUAUCCUACUAUCCCAUCUUCAGCUCUUCCCGGAGAUGUGGCAGCCCCGCAGCGCCAAUCGCAGGAAGAUGUGCUCAUCUUAGAGAAUGGAGUACCUCGCUUUAUCUCGGGCAAACACUGGGCCUGGAUGGCUGAGGAGAUUCAAGAUAUCCAAUCUAUGCUCACGGAGUUGCAAGAGUCCUCGCCCAAAGAGGUCCCAGACGACCAUCUAAUCUGGGAAACUGAUACCUCACGAUCUAAUGUGUACAGCUUUUAUCCCGAUACCCGGGAAGAUUGCUAUUUACUGCUGAAUGUUUUCCUGGCCAAUGUCGAUCCCAUAGUGCGAAUAGUGCAUCGUCCCAGUUUAGCUCGUCGCUUUGAUGGAUUCAUUCGCACCCAUUAUUCCCUAGACAAGGCUCAAGUUGACGGCAGUUGCAGUCACUAUACGGCAUUCGACCCCCAUCAAUCUAAUGCGUUUGAGCCGCUGGCCAUGUCCAUUUUCUAUGCAGCCAUUAAUAGCAUGAAGGAAACAGAUGUUUCUGCGGUUUUCAACACAGACAGAUCCCGUCUCCUGCAGAGGUACCGAGCCGGGACAGAAGUAUACCUGAAACAACAUCACUUCAUGACCUCAAGGAUCUUUGAGGUUCUACAAGCAUUUAUCAUUUUUCUGACAGCUCAAUAUCGGGAAGACGAUAUAGGCAAAGUGUGGCCCUUGACGGGUCUUGCCAUUCGCAUGGCCACUAUUCAGGGCCUCCACCGUGAUCCAUUAGCACUGCCAAUGGGCACGAUCGACAUAGUGCAAGUCGAGCUGCGCCGCCGAUUAUGGGCACAGAUCUGUCACCUAGAUUUUCGAGCUGCGGAGGGACAUGGGUUUGCUCCUUCAAUCCAUGAGUCUGAUUUUGAUACGCGUCUCCCUCUUAAUGUGGAUGAUGUUGAUCUAAUAGAAGGAGUGGCGCCCUCUGUCAGACUCUUAGAUGCCCCCAAAUUCACAGACAUGACCAUCUAUCUGCUUCGGGUCACAGCCGCCCAAUGUUACGGCCGGAUUAUCCAGAUCACACAUGCAUCGCGAAAGAGAAUGCGUGCCAGUUCCCAGGGAGAUUUGGGAGAAGAUCAAGACUUGUCUGAACUUCAAACCCUGUUAAAAACCGCCGAGGCCAUGGCAGCUGAGCUGGGGAAGGCGCUGGAUAAUCUUGUCCAAUACUGCGACAAGAGGGUCAGCUUGCAAUCAAUGGCCUUACAGCUCAGUGCUCAUCUAAAGUCCAAAUUCUGGGUCAUAUUCUGGAUCCAGAUUUCUCGCCAGGACCGUGAGAAGAUCAUCAGCCCGGCCAUGCGAAGGAGGAUAUUCGUGGAUGCCGCCACAACCGUAGAGAACUGGUGUACAAUCGCCUCAAGCAAAGAUUGUGAACCCUUCCAAUGGCAUAUUUCCUCACAUGCCGGCUUCUACCCUAUCCUUUACGUCCUUUCUGAGGUACGCAGCCCUGUGUUUCAAACCCCGGAGUGGGCCGAUCUUCGACAGAGGGGUCUGCAGGUCGCAAACGCAAUCCAUGAAAUCCGCGGCCAGCACACCACCGGGGCAUGGCCAGUCAUUAUCUGGUUGAUUGAGCGAAUUCGAUCCCAGAAUCCGGGUCUUGCGGAGGAUAAUCGAACAGUCGAUCCCACCUCGGGGCCACAUGACAAUCCGAUGUUGUCGGGAUCAGGGUUAGAUAGCAUGGGUUCGAUGGGAAUUGAAUUAGAUGCCGCGGAUUUUCUGGAAUUCACGAACCUGGGGAACUUUGACUUUCCUGACCUCGCGGGGUUUGACCCGACAUCGUUUUCUUGUCCUUCGCAAUGGAGCUGA
Molecule: messenger RNA, 1929 nt
Organism: Aspergillus lentulus
Lineage: Eukaryota; Fungi; Ascomycota; Eurotiomycetes; Eurotiales; Aspergillaceae
Source: RefSeq, a predicted model, not a curated record